This is a messenger RNA of Striga asiatica, 2210 nucleotides long. NCBI's taxonomy places the organism in Eukaryota, Viridiplantae, Streptophyta, Magnoliopsida, Lamiales, Orobanchaceae. The record is from the annotation of a GenBank genome assembly.
AUGGCCACCGUUGAAGAGCAAGUUGUCCCGAUCGAGCCUGCUCGGAAGAAGCGCACCACCCCCACACACCCUCCGUACUUCGAGGUUGGAUCUGAAAUUUUCCGGUGGAUUCUGCAGAUGAUUAAGGAUGCGAUCGUGACGCUGAAGGACCGGACGGGUUCCAGCCAGCCCGCCAUCGCGAAGUUCAUCGAGGACAAACAGAAGAACCUGCCGGCCAAUUUCAGGAAAGUCCUGCUCCUCCAGCUGAAGAAGCUCGUGGCCAACGACAAACUCGUGAAGGUAAAGAGCUCCUUCAAGCUUCCGACCGCUCGCCCGGCCAAGCCAUCCUCGCCGGCGAAGAAGAAUAUGAAGUCUGUUUCUGUUUCCGCACUAAAAGCUGCCGGCGCCAAGGAGAUGAAGGCAGCUGUCUCCAAACCCAAGCCGAAAGCGAAACCCAAAGCUAAGCCGGCUGCGAAGGCCAAGGCCGUGACAAAGAGGAAGGCGCCCGAAAGCAAGAAGGCUAAGAAGAAGCAGCCGGCCAAGGCGGCGAAGACCUCAACUAAGUCGACUCCGAUAACGCUGGCACAGUCUCGUUCGGAUAACGUUGUGCCUCAGCCAAACAAUCAAGCUGAAACUCUCAGACUGGAAAUGGAAGAUUUUAAGCGCAGGAUGAUUAAUGUCAGAGAGUUAUGGGAUAUGGACGAGAUGUCAGCUCCUGUAGACCCGGAUGACCCUCUUAUGGGCCCUCUUCUGGUCAAAUAUUCGAACGAGAAUGUAGCCCAAUGUGCAUUGCAACACUACAACAACAAACAUGGAACUUGUUUGGAGUUUGUGAGGUGUCUGGCCGGGAACGCAACAGAUUUGGAGGGAAGUGGGUUUGGAAGGUGCUUUAUAGAGAUGCAUGAUUUUUGGAGGCAUUUAAACUUUGAGGCCAGGCGACCGGAUGCUGGUCCCAACGACGAACCACUUCUUUUGUUUGCCGAAGUACGUUCAAGUAUAGAAGGGUUUGAGCUCACUACAUUAUCACUCGUGGGACCUACAGAUGGAGAGUAUGGUUGUCCGCAAUGUCUUUCUUCCAUAAAUCACCCGCGACGUGGAUUUCGUGCUGGUUUUGACGCUACAGUGGAUAGCAAUCCUAAGUUACUGCCUGCAGAUGCUGCUGCUAAAUUGGCUGAAUUCGCUUUACAGGAUUAUAUUGCGAAACAAACGGAGGAAAUAAGCUUGAAGUUUGAAAGGGCUAUUGAAGGCAAUGGUUUUACGAGCACAGGUGUAUUGAUGGACUUCACCGAAAAGAGGACACGUUGGGUGCAUUUGAACUUUGAGGCAAGGGUGGGCCCCAAGGAAGAAGUGCUCCUUUUUUUUGCCGAACUCUAUUUAGAGGAUGGCAGUGAUGAUAAGUAUGUGCUUGCUACAUUAUCACCGGCUGAGGCCACUUGGAUGCAGAAUUGGAUGCAGAAGGAGGAGGUGGACAUAGAUCGUGGAUGUCCCUGCUGCCCGAAAAACAUUUAUCAUCCUUGGCGUAACUUUCGGUAUGCUUUCAAUGAUUGGCCAUACCCAUUCUCAGCCAAUCGGAAAGACCUAGUGAGAGAGAUGCUCAAAUGAGCAUCUUAUGACUAUUUAUUCCAUGGCGCGGGAUAAACUUGGGAACAAUCUUUGUUUGCUUUCUUCAUGGUCAUUUGAAUUUGAAGGGGUAAUUUGUUUUGUGUUUUCUUCAUAAGUCUAUGACAUACUAUUUCUAAUAAUUGAUGUUGUGUAUAUAGGAUUGAAGCAGAAAUUCUAGAAUCCCUUAUAUAUUAAUUCCAAACAAACUUGGUGAGACUAUUUGAGCUAUAGAAGUAUGGCAUGUGCCAAGGAUUCACAACAAGAAAGCUAUGAGCAAGAAAGCCAAAACAAAAUUACAAAUUUUAAUUUCUAUCGAGAUACCAUGUCAGUUGGAUUCUAGUCUUCUUGUUUAUGCUUGCAUGGACCCUUUGUCAAAGACUGAAAGAUGAACUACAUGUAUGCAUGUUUAAUAUUCCCCCUCGGUUUGAGCAAAAGUCGGAUAUUAUUUAUGCAUAGUUUGUUCCUUAACAUUACGCAUAGUUUGUUUCUUAGACUGGUAAAAAACUGAUCACUUAGAUGAACUACACGUAUGCAUGUUUACUACGAGCCUUCGAAUGAUGAAAUGGUAAAAUUUUGUUCUUCGUAUUUUUGUUCGUAUAAAUAUUACUAGUACAGAGCCCGUGCGAUGC